Messenger RNA from Oryza sativa Japonica Group (Japanese rice), 2566 nucleotides. RefSeq names its product endoglucanase 18-like. The record is from RefSeq and is a predicted model, not a curated record. Gene Ontology annotation, biological process: carbohydrate metabolic process. Gene Ontology annotation, molecular function: hydrolase activity, hydrolyzing O-glycosyl compounds. NCBI's taxonomy places the organism in Eukaryota, Viridiplantae, Streptophyta, Magnoliopsida, Poales, Poaceae.
GGGCGGCGCCGGCAGCCGAUGGGGACAAGGCGAUCGACGGGGAGAAGGGGCGGCGUGCGGGAGGAGGCGGGCUGCCGAUGACGGCGCCGCGGCCGCGUGGAGCGUCGCCUGCCGCCUCCGCUUCCGCUCCACUCCGCUUCGCUCGCACGCCGCCUGCCGGCCGCAUCCUCCCAUCAGCGCUCUCCGCCGCGGAGAGAUCGAGUGCCGCCGCAUCUUCGACGGAGAGCCAGACGAGGCCAACGGGCGCGAGGCGAGAGAGGAGAUCCGGCCGACGACGCGGUGACGGGCGAGGCCGAAGCUGGCGCCGCCCGAACUCCUCCAGCGCCGCCGACGACGCAGACCCCGGCCGCGCGUGCAGCCGUGGGCGCCCUAGCGCCGGCAUCCCCGCUCUGCGAGUCCAUCUCGAACGACAUCCACAACUGCUCCGGCAAUGUGUGCAUGUACGAGGCGUCCACCAAUGCCGGGGACACCGGCGGCAAGGUCGGCACCGACACCUUCGCCGUCGGGACGGCCAAGGCGAACCUCGCGUUCGGGUGUGUCGUGGCGAGCAACAUCGACACCAUGGACGGGUCUUCCGGGAUCGUCGGGCUAGGGAGGACGCCGUGGUCGCUCGUCACCCAGACGGGUGUCGCCGCAUUCUCCUACUGCCUGGCGCCACACGACGCCGGGAAGAACAACGCGUUGUUCCUCGGCUCCACCGCGAAGCUCGCCGGCGGCGGCAAGACCGCCUCGACGCCGUUCGUCAACAUCUCCGGCAAUGACCUGAGCAACUACUACAAGGUUCUUUUGUCGAGGGUGAGCUUCUUUGCUUCGCAAGGAUCAGAUGUUGCACAAGACGAUGUCCUUGGGAUGUACAAGCAGACUGCUGAUGCCGUCAUGUGCAUUCUCCUGCCGGAUUCAGAGACCGCCGCUUUCACAACAAAAGGUGGUUUGCUGUAUGUUGCUGAGUGGAACUCACUCCAGCACCCGGUGGCAUCGGCGUUCCUCGCCGCCGUUUACAGCGACUACAUGCAGAGCUCCAGGAAGACGGAGCUAACCUGCAGUGGGCAGGGCUUCUCGCCGAGCGACCUGCGCAAAUUCGCCAAGUCCCAGGCGGAUUACUUGCUGGGCAGCAACCCGAUGAAGAUUAGUUAUCUGGUCGGGUACGGCGACCGGUACCCGGAGCGGGUGCACCACCGCGGCAUAUCUAUCCCGGAGAACGUCGACACCGGCUGCGACAGCCACAAGUGGCUGGAGACGUCCAAGCCUAACCCAAACGUCACCACCGACGCGCUCGUCGGCGGUCUGUACAAGAACAACAGCUUCGUUGACGAGCGCGACAACGUGAUGCACAACGAGGCCACCACCUACAACUGUGCCCUCGUCGCCGGCUUGCUCUCCGCCCUCGUCUCCACCACCUCCCUCCAGCGGCAGCACCGUACUGCAGGCGGCGGUGGCGGCAGUGGCGGUGGCGGUGGUGGUAGGCGACGCCCCACACAGCCACGGCGCCGUCAUCAGCAGCCCGCCUCCUCCCGCGCACCGCCCCUUCUCCCCGCCGGUCGCCUUGUCCCCAUCGGCUGCCGGCACCGCCCCUUCUCCCUUCCCCUUGUCCCAGUUGGCCAGCGUGCCGCCCUUCUCCCCGCCAGUCGCCGUCCGUCGCGUCAUCCUCCUCGCCGUCAGCUUGCAGAGAAGUGAGAGAGAGAGAGAUGAGGAAGAGAGAAGAGGGGAAAGAGGGAGAAGAGGCUGACGUGAACAUCUGACAUGUGGGACCCACAUGGAUCCCACGCUGACUCAGCCGCCACGUAGACCAAAACCAGGGUCAAAACCACCAAAGGAUCUUAGGUGACCAGUUUGCAUAGUUAAGGGAUCCCACAUAUCUAGUUUUGCGGUUCGAGGAUGUUUUUUAUCCCGAUGAUAAGUUGAGGGACCUUCGGUGUACUUUUUCCUUGAUUUAAUAGGGGUGAAAACGUAUAAGGGAUUCUCAAAAAAAAAAAAAAACGUAUAAGGGAGUAAGUAGACUUAUUCGUUUGCUGAACAAAAGAGGAACCACCAAUGGGCCUAUCUGCUAACUUCACUAGGCCAUGGCCCAUUCACUGCAUCCAGUCUUCCUCUCCAAAUCGGUAGCGAGCAACCCACCACGGCACCACCAGCAGCUCUCUUCCCCAGUUCUUCUCCUCGAUACAUCUAUUCAUCCAUCCAUUGCCGGCGAGGCGACACACACACCAACAACUCCGCCGCCGCCGUCGUCAACCUCGCCAGCCCCGGUUAUUGAUUAGACGCUUCGGGGUCGCGGAGAUGAACUGCGAGACCUGUCAGCUGAAGGAGCUGGAACUGGAGCCUCGGGAGAUCAAGGAUGUGCUACGAUGCAUUUUGCAUACCAUAUUCUUCCACAGAACCUUGAGCCUUGUUCGGCCCAAAGACUUUGAUUGUGAUUUCUUUGAGAUUACCUAUGUGAGUAUUUAUCCUGUAUAAAGGUCUUGAACUAUUUAAUGUACUGAAUCUAUUUGGGUUUUCUAUCUAAUGUUUGCUGGCACUAAGCACAUUUCAUGGCUAUCAAAUGAAGUAUGAAAUUUAUUACCUACUGCAA